Acomys russatus (golden spiny mouse) is the source of this 1024-nucleotide messenger RNA. It is a transcript of the gene Epm2a, whose product is annotated as EPM2A glucan phosphatase, laforin. The transcript has 4 exons. Gene Ontology annotation, cellular component: cytoplasm; nucleus. The coding region runs from base 1 to 1011 and encodes 336 amino acids. Lineage: Eukaryota; Metazoa; Chordata; Mammalia; Rodentia; Muridae. Gene Ontology annotation, biological process: protein dephosphorylation. Gene Ontology annotation, molecular function: starch binding; carbohydrate phosphatase activity; protein tyrosine phosphatase activity. The record is from RefSeq and is a predicted model, not a curated record.
AUGCUGUUCCGCUUCGGCGUGGUGGUGCCGCCCGCGGUGGCCGGCGCGCGGCCCGAGCUGCUGCUCGCCGGGUCGCGGCCGGAGCUGGGGCGCUGGGAGCCGCGCGGCGCCGUGCGUCUCAGGCCCGCGGGCACGGCGGCGGGGGUGGCCGCGCUGGCGCUGCAGGAGCCCAGCCUGUGGCUCGCUGAGGUGGAGCUGGCGCCCGACGAGGCGGCGGCCGGCGGGGCGGAGCCGGGCCGGGAGGACGCCGGCCGCGUGGACACGUUCUGGUACAAGUUCCUGCUGCGGGAGCCCGGAGGCGAGCUGCGCUGGGAAGGAAAUGGACCUCACCAUGACCGUUGCUGCACAUAUAACGAAAACAACUUGGUGGAUGGUGUUUAUUGUCUCCCAGUAGGACACUGGAUUGAGGCCACUGGGCACACCAAUGAAAUGAAGCACACAACAGACUUCUACUUUAAUAUUGCAGGCCACCAAGCCAUGCAUUAUUCAAGAAUUCUACCAAACAUCUGGCUGGGUAGCUGCCCUCGCCAACUGGAACAUGUGACCAUCAAGCUGAAGCAUGAGUUGGGAGUGACCGCUGUCAUGAAUUUCCAGACAGAAUGGGAUAUCAUCCAGAAUUCUUCAGGCUGCAACCGCUACCCCGAACCCAUGACUCCAGACACCAUGAUGAAACUGUAUAAGGAAGAAGGCUUGGCCUACAUCUGGAUGCCCACGCCGGACAUGAGCACUGAGGGCCGGGUGCAGAUGCUGCCACAGGCUGUGUGUCUCCUACACGCGCUUCUGGAGAAUGGCCACACCGUGUACGUGCACUGCAAUGCUGGGGUAGGCCGCUCCACAGCUGCAGUGUGCGGCUGGCUGCACUACGUGAUUGGCUGGAGCCUGCGGAAGGUGCAGUACUUUAUCAUGGCCAAGAGGCCCGCGGUCUACAUCGAUGAAGAAGCUCUGGCCCGAGCACAGGAAGACUUUUUUCAGAAGUUUGGGAAGGUUCACUCUUCCAUAUGCAGUUUGUAGGUGGCCAGCCUGC